AUGGCAGACCCUAUUGGCGCUAUAUCACUUGGCAUCACCGUUGUUGGGGGAUUGCUGAAAUUCUAUACCGACUUUAGAGGCCAGUCGGACGAAAUUCAGAAAAUGGCAAGAAAGCUAUCCAGACUGCUUCAACUCUUUUCAGCAUCAGAGACAGAGUUGCAGAAAACCGAAUGCGAAGCCGAUGACAGCACGCUCGCGAAGACGAUAGACCCAUGUAUAGCGGACGCUCAAGAGCUGAUUUAUUGCCUCGAUGAGGAGCUAAACAAGUUCCAACUGUCGCGUGGCACUGAAUCAAUAUUUCGCACCACUGGCCGGCGUAUUGCGUAUCCUUUUCGGCGAAGCACGCUGCUGAAGCUCGAAGAAGACAUUGACAGUCUUGUUGACAGCUUGACGUUGGCAUUUGGUAUUUCGCAGAACACACAGAUCCGCGGGCUGCAAAAUGGGGUGCACAGCGUUAUGGAGUCACUCAACCUUGUGAGAGGAACUCAGGUCAACACGGAUAUCAAAAACUGGCUCCGGGCACCAGAUGCAGGCACAAAUCUCAACGAAGCCGCUAGCAAGAGACAUCCUGACACGGGGCUAUGGCUUACCCAGAGUCCAUUGUUCUUGUCAUGGUUGCAGGAGCGCAGCCAUUUUCUAUGGCUUACUGGCUUUGCCGGUAGCGGAAAGACGGUCUUGUGUGCCACUGCUAUUCUGUCGAUUUUCAGGCACCGACAGGCACGCAGCACGGUUGGUAUAGCAUUCUUUUUCUUCACGUUCAGCGAUGACAGGAAGCAAGAUGCAUCUUCUAUGCUUCGUGCUAUCUUGCUGCAACUAUCAAGUCAGCUUGGUGAUGACCACAGCAUCCUCUCAUUGCUGCGAGAGAGGUAUAGAGACACCAUACCGCCCAACCAAGCUCUGAUGAAUUGCUUGCGGCAGCUUUUGCGCAGCUUCAGAGAUGUUUAUAUUGUUUUAGAUGCUCUGGACGAGAGCCCUUGGGAUGCACAUCGGGGGACCACUCUGGAUAUUGUAGCUGAGCUGCGCUCAUGGCAGGAACAAAGCCUGCAUCUUUUGGUCUCAAGCCGAGAUGAGGUUGACAUUCGCGAUGGGCUCCGUGCAACGAUAAAUGAGAAGAUAUACUUAGGUAACGCCACCAAUGCUUCAGAUAUCGAAUUGUACAUUGCCAAAAGUCUUCGUACGAAUCGACAACUUCGAAAAUGGGAAGCAGACCAUGACCUCAUAAAGGCUACACUCGUGGAGCGUGCUGAUGGCGUUUUUCGCUGGGUGGAGUGCCAACUCAAGGCCGUGGAAAGAUGCGCACGGAGCGAUCAGGACCUUGAAAUCCUGCUUUCUUCCUUACCAGAUACUCUGGAAGAAACCUAUGAGCGAAUGCUUGGCAAUAUUCCAACAUCAUCCAAAAAUCGAGCUCGGGCGAUUUUCACAAUGCUCUGCUGUUCAAAGCGGCCUCUAACUGCGGACGAACUCUUGGAAGGGAUGGCUGUGGAACUUGAGGACAAGCCCAGAUUCAAUCCGAAAAGACAGCUCAAAGAUGUGGAAGCCAUUGAGGAGCAAUAUCUGGAAUCGGAGCAACUAAGAAACACCGCCGAUAUCGCCCAAUAUUGCUUGAGCCUGAAAUACGCCGGACAGAGUUAA
Molecule: messenger RNA, 1632 nt
Organism: Akanthomyces muscarius
Lineage: Eukaryota; Fungi; Ascomycota; Sordariomycetes; Hypocreales; Cordycipitaceae
Exons: 4
Coding region: 1-1632 (543 amino acids)
Source: RefSeq, a predicted model, not a curated record